Naegleria gruberi is the source of this 1753-nucleotide messenger RNA. RefSeq lists its product as uncharacterized. Gene Ontology annotation, molecular function: protein binding. NCBI's taxonomy places the organism in Eukaryota, Heterolobosea, Eutetramitea, Acrasida, Naegleriidae. The coding region runs from base 1 to 1734 and encodes 577 amino acids. The record is from RefSeq and is a predicted model, not a curated record. The transcript has 3 exons.
AUGUUCGGAGGCAACAAUGAAAAAGACCUCGAGGGUGAAUUAAAAAACUACGGUCGCCAACACUCCUCACCAACAGUCAUCAAAGUAGCCACUGGUCUCAAGAAGGACUUUAAUACACAAGGUAUCGGAAAGGAAGAUUCCAUCCACUCAUCCAAUUAUAUUCAAAACGAUCUCGAUGAAGCCAUCUACAAGUACGAUAUUCAUCCAUUCUCAGUCUUUGAUAAAGUUCCCGUCCAAUCAUCUUCAUCAUCCAAUAACAAUAAUAAUUCUGCUUCUAAUAACAAUUCUGGCGCCAAUGCAACUACGAUAACUUUCCCGCCACCGCCAAAAGAUUUAAGUGAUCCAGAAUUGGAUUUGUUUCAUACGUUCUUUGCCGACGCGAGAAAAAAGUACCACAACAAGGACUCUGUGUUUAGAGAGCAGUUGGAGUUGUUGACUUCGGGAGGUAAGAAGAAAUCGGAGAAGGAGAAGAUUGUGGCUAGAAGUAGUGAGCAGGUUGAUAAGGAAGGAUGGUUGGUGAAGGAAGGUAGAUUUAGAAAGAAUUGGAAGAAGAGAUGGUUUGUUUUGAGUAGUAAUACAUUGAGUUAUUAUACUGCAAAGAAGAAUAAGUUAAAGGGUAAAAUUGUUUUGGAUGGUACCCAAAUUAUUAGAUUUGCAAAAAGUAGAACUGAUGAUUUUAAAGGAUGUUUGGAGCUUUAUACACCAAAGGAUUCAACUUUCACAUCUGACGGUAUGAAUAAUCGUUUCCUCCUUCAAAUGGAUGAAGAAAGUGAAGCAUCAAGUGGUGACGCAGGAGAUGAUGACGACGAUGAUGAUGAUGCAGUUGGACGUACAUUGUACUUUGAUGUUGAAGGUGGUAGUGAAGAUGAACGUCGUUCUUGGUAUAUUGCCAUCAAUAACAAGAUUACAAUGUUGUACUAUAAGAAUUUGUGCUCUGGUUCAAUUAAUGAACAAGUUACUGACUUUUUCAAUACUAUUCACAAGAGAAAGGUCUUUACCUGUAAAUUGAAACAAGUUGAAGAUUUGAUGGCAAUCAAAGAACCACUCAAAUAUCACGAAUUUUUACAUACUCUCGUGCUGAAGAAUAAUCCAAACGUAUUGAACUUGUCAAUUUUAUGUGAAGCCCUUGUCACAAACAAGUCAAUCACAAAAUUAGAUAUUUCAGGAUGUGGACUUUCCAACUUGGAACCAUUAACACAAGUUUUACAAUCAAAUAAGACAUUGACCUCUAUUAAUUUGUCCCACAACAAUAUUGACGAUAAGCAAGUGGCUCUCUUGAGCGAAGCAUUGCCAACCUCUGGCAUGUUGAGAUUGCUCGAAAUUGAUCUCUCCUACAAUAAGAUUGGAAAUGAAGGGUGCAAGACCUUUGUCAAUGCUUUGGCAUCUCUUCACUCUGUAUUCUAUGUGCAAACUCUUAACUUACAUCAUAAUAAGAUUUCUGAUGAAGGUGCCCAAGCGGUUGCAAGUAUUCUCGAAAAGCUCAGCCCUCAAUUAACUUGCUUGGAUUUGGGUGCUAAUCAAAUUGGUAAUGAAGGUGCAACAGUAUUGAGUGAUGCCAUCAUGAAAAAUAAUUCAAAACAUAAGAAUAUCAAAUCAGGUACAAGUGAGUUGAGUAAAAUUUUGGAAAAGGAAUUAUUGGAUGAAUUAAUAUUUGGUGGUAAUAAGCUAGGUGUAAAUGGUUUGCAGUUAUUCAGAAAACAAGAUUUCCCAGAGUUGGAAAUUAUCUCCAAAUAAAUAUUGUAUUUUAUUCAAC